AUGUCCGCUCUCCUCACCACCGUCCUCCUCGCCCUCGCCCUCGCCCUCCCCUUCACCCACGCCGCGCCCACCAACCUCCACGCCCGCACCGCCGGCGACCUGACGUGGUACAACCCGAGCGCCGGCACGGGAGCUUGCGGGCAGACUUACAGCGACUCCAACCUUGUCGUCGCCGUGUCGGCGCCGCUCUACGACUCCCUCAAGCCCUGCGGCCGCUCCAUCCGCGUCGCCGGGCCCGCCGGCACCGUCGAGGUUACCGUCGUCGACCGGUGCGGCGGCUGCGCCUACCAUGACCUCGACCUCUCGCCCGCCGCCUUUAAGAAGGCGGUGGGGGAUUUGGGGGUUGGGCGUACGUCGGCCGCUUGGGAGUGGGUGUAG
Ilyonectria robusta is the source of this 378-nucleotide messenger RNA. Its product is annotated as RlpA-like double-psi beta-barrel-protein domain-containing protein-containing protein. The record is from RefSeq and is a predicted model, not a curated record. The coding region runs from base 1 to 378 and encodes 125 amino acids. The transcript has a single exon. Lineage: Eukaryota; Fungi; Ascomycota; Sordariomycetes; Hypocreales; Nectriaceae.